This is a messenger RNA of Fundulus heteroclitus (mummichog), 1459 nucleotides long. Its product is annotated as phosphoribosyl pyrophosphate synthase-associated protein 1. Gene Ontology annotation, cellular component: cytoplasm; ribose phosphate diphosphokinase complex. The transcript is spliced from 10 exons. Gene Ontology annotation, molecular function: ribose phosphate diphosphokinase activity; magnesium ion binding. NCBI's taxonomy places the organism in Eukaryota, Metazoa, Chordata, Actinopteri, Cyprinodontiformes, Fundulidae. The coding region runs from base 67 to 1218 and encodes 383 amino acids. Gene Ontology annotation, biological process: purine nucleotide biosynthetic process; 5-phosphoribose 1-diphosphate biosynthetic process. The record is from RefSeq and is a predicted model, not a curated record.
AGGGGGCGGGAGGGGGUUUGUUUUUGGGGGGUCAAACCUCAGCUCGUUUCCCGAAGCUGAGCAGCGAUGCCCAUCAGGCGCUUCGGGGGUCACAGGUCCCUGGUUCCGUACUCCCAGACCUCCAAGCUGUCGUACGGCUACUCAAAAAUGAACAUGUCGAGGAGCGGCUAUCGCGUUUUUUCUGCCAACUCCUCCACUGGCUGCACCGAGCUGGCAAACAAGAUCACCGAGCGCCUGGGCGUGGAGCUGGGCAGGUCAGCAGUUUACCAAGAAUCGAACUCGGAGACCAGAGUAGAGGUGAAGGAAUCUGUCCGAGGACAAGACAUCUUUAUUAUUCAGACCAUUCCAAGGGAUGUCAACACGGCCGUCAUGGAGCUGCUGGUGAUGGCUUACGCUCUGAAGACGUCUUGUGCCAAGAACAUCAUCGGGGUCAUUCCCUACUUUCCCUACAGCAAGCAGUGCAAGAUGAGGAAGAGAGGAUCCAUCGUCUGCAAGCUGCUCGCUUCCAUGCUGGCCAAAGCUGGGCUUACUCAUAUCAUCACUAUGGACCUUCACCAGAAGGAAAUCCAGGGAUUCUUUAACUUCCCCAUUGACAACCUCAGAGCUUCCCCUUUUCUCAUCCAGUACAUCCAAGAAGAGAUCCCAGACUACAGGAAUGCUGUCAUUGUUGCAAAGUCUCCUGCUGCUGCUAAAAGGGCCCAGUCUUAUGCUGAGAGGCUGCGACUUGGCCUGGCCGUGAUGCACGGAGAGGCGCAGCAUUCAGAGUCGGACAUGGCAGACGGACGACAUUCCCCCCCGCUGUCCCGGACCACAGCAGGACACACCGGCCUGGAGCUGCCAUUGAUGAUGCCGAAGGAGAAGCCUCCCAUCAGUGUCGUCGGAGAUGUAGGAGGGAGAAUCGCCAUCAUCGUAGAUGACAUCAUCGAUGAUGUCGAGGACUUUGUUGCUGCAGCGGAGAGCCUAAAGGAGAGGGGAGCCUACAAGAUCUACAUCAUGGCUACACACGGACUGCUGUCUGCAGAAGCACCCAGGCUUAUAGAGGAGUCUGCUAUAGAUGAGGUGGUGGUGACCAACACCGUCCCUCAUGAGGUGCAGAAGCUGCAGUGCCCGAAGAUCAAAACCGUGGAUGUGAGUCUGAUCCUGGCUGAGGCCAUCCGCCGCAUCCACAACGGAGAGUCCAUGUCCUACCUGUUCCGGAACAUCACCGUGGACGACUGAGGCCACACACGGGGACGCUUACGUUCCAGGACACUUCCACACACACACAGCCUGAGGGCAGAUCUCUGCAUCAAUCUGUUCUUCCUGUCUGGGUUGAUGAUAAAUCUGUCAGCUUUAUUUACCGAACGUCAACGUGAAUCGAGUACAAUAAACUUCAUGCACAUCACUACAGGGCCCUCACUACUGUUUGUCUUUCUGUACUCUGCCGGUCAAAGCAAAUAAAGCUGUUACUCUUUUAUAA